Geodia barretti is the source of this 2502-nucleotide messenger RNA. NCBI's taxonomy places the organism in Eukaryota, Metazoa, Porifera, Demospongiae, Tetractinellida, Geodiidae. The record is from the annotation of a GenBank genome assembly.
AUGACAGCCGUGGAGGCGGUUACGAGGUUUCAGGAGGAGAUGAUAUCACCGAAUGAUAUCAAAGCCUGCCAUGAGAAAGCGGUGGAGCUGUGUGUGUCCACACUCAAGAACAAGGAGAGGCCCAUCUCUGCCGUCAAGCUGUUCUGGUUCGGUGCUGCUGGCGACACGUUUCCAUUUGCAAUAGAUUCAGAGCUAAAGAUGAAUAAUCGGAUACCGUUUUCCAAGGUGAAAGAGAGGUUUCCUUACGCCCUCUUCACUCGUCUUCCCUGCCUCAGUAGGGGUGAAGCUUUCCACAGAGGUGAUCUGAGAGUGGGAUACUGUGAGAUUAGGGGCUGUAAUGAUCCCAACCAGAACAUUGUGAAGACUGCAGACUAUCUUUCAGUCAACAGAUGGAUUGGGAUUAUCAACACUUCUGAUGGUGCAAAAAUCUACCUAAUGCCCACUUGCUCUGUCAGCCAUGACCUUGGUGUAACUCAGGCCAACUAUCCUCAAAUGCUGCAUGCAGUGUUUGUCAAGAAAAACCGAGAAUACAGAGGUCAUGGUCACAGACUUCCACCUCCCUUGUCUGCGGAGAGAUUGAGAAAAGAACCGUCUCCAGGAACCAGUAGCAAACACCAAGGAGAAGUGGGCGGGGCAGUGGGUGGAGCCACAAAGAGGAGAGUGUCCUUUGCACCCAUCCCCACCUCGAAGUCUCCCGACGUUGGAGCCCAGAGGGUUAAAAUCUCGCCCCAGCCGCAGUCAGACGAGGAGACAGACUCUGGGGAAGGUGUGUCACAUCAAGGGAUGCUCUUGGUGGAGAUAAAGAAAGACCCAGACAGGACAGAUGAUGGGGGAAUGCAACCAAAAAGUGACACCUCUUCCAAUGAAUCUGGUUGUUCAGCUUUUUCUGUGGGUACCCACUCACCUGGACCUUCUGAACUGGCAAAGGAGAGAGAUACUCGUUCGCCUCCAGUUUCUGAGACCAGUGAUGCCGGCAGCAUGGCGAGCAGUCUGUCUAGCUCACCCUUGCAGCUGCAGGAGCACCAGCAUGUUCCAGGGAGGGGACGAGGGAGGAGGGGGAGGGGAAGAGGGAGGGGAAAGAGAGGUGGGCGUGGCAGGGGUGGCGCUGCUCCUGUUUCCAUGGGUACAGGAGAGGUGGCGAGCGGGGAUGAGGCAGUGGGUCGAGGCAGAGGCAGUAGGGGAAGGAAGAGGAGAGGCCGUGGAAUGAGAGGUACGAGAGGGAGAGGGAGAGGGAGAGGUGGAGCUGGCGUCACUGAGGGAGAACCAGGGGAAGCGUCUCUUGUUCCUGCCCCUAAGAGAACCAGAUUGUCAGUAGACAUAGUAACAGCUGAAGAGAAAUCUGCCAGAGCCAACAACUCUGUCCUGUACGAGCUUCUGGAGAGUCAAGCAGCUUCUAUAACCCAUUUACAACAGGUCCAGAUCCCAAUGAGUUCUAUAGUGCCGCGGGUGUCUGUUCUUAGGCAACUGUCAGCCCAACAACGACCGACAAGCCAACUUCCCACCAUUCCCGACAAAGACGAAGAAGAAAGAGGAGAAAGAACCGCCGGGAAAGACGGAAUAACUGUGGAGACUGCCCAUCUGACCUCCACGUCAGUUACUAUGGAGACGGUCACUACUGACGAUGGUGGUCGUGCUGAAAGUGAAAGUAAGCCGCAGCCGCUUCUAGAAGAGGCGGAAAUGAAGGAGCCAGAUCUUCAGGUGCAAGAGGAGGUGGUCUCUGCUCUGCAGAGCGACCAGGAGUCCUCAGACCUGAUGGAUGUUGAUUCUGACCCCUAUUUCCAGCCCCCAAGACCUCCGAGACGAGUUAGUCUUUUGGAGUACAAGGAGAGGAUGAAGGGAAAGAGAAAGCAGUCGACUGAAGAGCCCCAACAUGAAGAAACGGAGGUAGAGCAUCAGAAAGUGAAGCAAAAAGACUUGCCACAGUUAACCCAAGGGGGUGUUGGUACCGGUGAGAAGGUGCCUGGCAUGGGAAAGGAAGAUACACAGCAAGAAAAGACGAGAGAUAAUCAGUCACGGAGUGAGGCUGGAGCCAAGGAUUCCAGUGUUGCUUUGAUGAUGACUAGUCAUGUCUUGCAGUUGCAGUCUGCCAUACACUUCCAACAGCAAGAACAUAAAGGAGCAGAAAAGACAGAUGCGUUGAAGCACCUUCUUGAGAAACCAGCAACUUCUACUGACGGUACCAAAAUGGUUGAACCUUCUUCUAGAAUAGUUGUCAAACCAUCUCGGGAAGUGGCCAAAACUACUAGCAGAGUGGCAACUUCUCCUAGAAAAGUAGUUGUUGAAUGUCAUAGCCAAGUGGUUGAAUCUCCUAGCAAAGUGGCUGCAUCUCCUAGCAAAGUGACUGCAUCUCCUAGCAAAGUGACUGCAUCUCCUAGCCAAGUGACUGCAUCUCCUAGCAAAGUGACUGCAUCUCCUAGCAAAGUGACUGCAUCUCCUAGCAAAGUGACUGCAUCUCCUAGCAAAGUGACUGCAUCUCCUAGCAAAGUGGCUGCAUCUCCUAGC